AUGCUCUCCAAAAAGCAGUGGCCCGUGGCCCUGCUCACCAUCCUCCUCUCCCUCAUCCCCGCCCAAACUGCCGCCGCAGGUCUCCUCCGCCCACGCGACGUCGUCCACGAAUGGGUCACCAUCGACGGCGGCGGCAAGCCCAUCACCAAAAAGGUCUCCGUCACCACUAAGAAUGGCGCCGUCUCCACCGUAGCCGGCGUCCCCUACAUCCUCACCGGCACAGUUUACACCAUGUCGAGUGCGGGGACGCUUACCACCGCAACAGGGAGCCCGCCGCCGCCGACGGCUACGGCGACGAAUGGGGCCGGGGGCCAGUUUGCCGUUUGUGAUGGGAAGUGGGGAGUUGAUGGGCCGUUUUGCCAGCCUUUUGCGAAUAGUCGGUUGAGCCUUGGGAAGACAUAUCUAGUCACCUGGGACACCACCUUCUUCGCCAGCGAGAACCAAGACCAACAAAUCACCAUCUCUGCCCGCUGGGUUCCCUCCAACGGAAACAUAGUAUCUGUGACGGCUCGCGCAGGUGACGGCUUUGUCCCCUUUACAAUCACCGAGGCCUUCAUGCGCGGCUCUAACGGUGCCAAGUCCAUCGCCAUGGUCAUGAAGUACGGCACGGCGGCGGAUCCCAAGGAGACCGAGGGCCCGCGCAUCUACGUCGUGCGCGAUGAGAUCUCCGUCAUCGAUCAUGUCGAGAAGAAGGGUCGCAAGGGUGUGCACCCCGCCGCUAUUGCCGUGCCUGUCAUCGUCGGAGUGUUGGCCGUCGCGCUAGGUUUCUUUUGUCUGUGGAAGAAAAAUAAGGAUAAGAUUGUGCUGUCGAGGAUUAGGAGGCGGUCGAGUCAGGGCUAUGGUGUUAGUAAGAGCCGUACGCAGAGGGUGGGGUCGGGAGGUGUGGAUGGGACGGGGGUUCAUGAGGGGGAUAUUAAGCUGCAGGAGUCGCCGAGGUCAGAGGGGAGGAAUGUGUUUCAGGAGGAGUUGAGAAGGCAGGAGACGGGUGGGAGGUUCUAA
Scedosporium apiospermum is the source of this 999-nucleotide messenger RNA. RefSeq lists its product as uncharacterized. The transcript is spliced from 2 exons. Bases 1 to 999 code for a protein of 332 amino acids. Lineage: Eukaryota; Fungi; Ascomycota; Sordariomycetes; Microascales; Microascaceae. The record is from RefSeq and is a predicted model, not a curated record.